AUGUCUGAGUACAUUGUCAGUGGGGACAAACUGCAGGCCUACAACACAGAUACCAACAAGUUUGCAAUGGACUCGUCUGGGGCUUUAGUCUGUGCCAUCGCAUUUGUCCUAACUGUACUGAGCUCAGCAUCCACAGUGGAAUUAAAUUACUUCUGUGAGGAGGACCUCUCCAUAAAGCAUCUUCCCUAUCACUGCUGCCUUCUACGAGGCAACAAAAGACUAAACUGCUUCCAUAACGAUGCACCGAACCCAAACUAUGAGGCAACAGAGGAGCUGCUGGUGCUGCCGCUCCCCUCUUCAGCCCCCUUCAACUUUGACCCCAACACUUGCCAGAGGACAGUGAUGAAAAGAAAAAAGGAGAAGAAACCAGUUACUUCCCAAAAAGUUGACAUCAGGUUUCCCCCUGGACGACCCACUGCAGCUGUCAUUGAGUCACUGUGUCGCAACCAGAAGAUUCGCCCCCUCUAUAGCAACAAGUGCCUGCCCAAUAUAGGCUACGAAUGGCUGGCUCGUCAGGCCAAGACCAUUAAUCGCAUGGAGAAGGGAUUCAAACAGUGUUGCAAAAAGAGGCAGGAUGUGGUCGUUUGUGCUGAACAAAAGUGGCGUGAGGAGCUGAACAAGUUUUGCUUGCAUAAGAACAGUGAUGAGACCAGUUCUCGCUGUUGUUUGGACAAUGGAGAAAAUGAUCGAUUUGACUGUUUCCAAAACAUAUCUCCCGACCCACAUUACAACAUGACUUCAGUCACUGAAGAGCUCUCGCUUAACAAAAUCUGUGACACGCAUAAGAUCAUCAAGAAGAAAUUCCCUGUUGGUUUUCCACUCAAAUACUUUGUGGACAAAUGCUGCCCCCUUUAUAUGAUUUUGACCACUUGCAGCAUCUGCCUGGCAACAUGA
Molecule: messenger RNA, 894 nt
Organism: Scomber scombrus (Atlantic mackerel)
Lineage: Eukaryota; Metazoa; Chordata; Actinopteri; Scombriformes; Scombridae
Product: extracellular matrix protein 1-like
Exons: 7
Coding region: 1-894 (297 amino acids)
Biological process (GO): regulation of bone mineralization; signal transduction
Cellular component (GO): extracellular region
Source: RefSeq, a predicted model, not a curated record